This is a messenger RNA of Annulohypoxylon maeteangense, 2582 nucleotides long. RefSeq lists its product as uncharacterized. Lineage: Eukaryota; Fungi; Ascomycota; Sordariomycetes; Xylariales; Hypoxylaceae. The coding region runs from base 302 to 2392 and encodes 696 amino acids. The record is from RefSeq and is a predicted model, not a curated record. The transcript is spliced from 2 exons.
AAUUGUUCCCGCAACAUCUAUAUUAGAUUGAAGCAAACAAAAGGAGGGCAUCAUCCGUUGCAUUGAGUCUGAUGAAUAGUACUAUUUUUGAAAUUGAUGGAUUUGCAUCUAAAUUCAUAUGUCAGACACAUUCCACAUCCAAUUGGUGGAGUAAGAGAAUAACAGGCGUUGAGACUUAGGAAGUCUAGUCUUGGCUGAGGUUGAGAUCGAGUGGAGAUCCGGCUAACAUAACUGAGUCCAUGAAGUUCAUACAUGACCGAAAACGCCAUGAUCAGAUAAGGGAAAUUAUUGAAGACAUUCAAUGGACUCUUCAGCUCCGAAGCGAAGGAAGACUUCGCCCACGACGAACGUUCCCGUAGACGAUGCGAACAUACCACCGACCUCGAAUGAGCUUGGUCGACCACCUGCGCAACGACAUAGACCGUCUUUCGCGUCGCCGACGAAAGCUAGUCUAGCGCGAUCGAAUCCCGACAUCUUAGAGCGAAGAAGUGCCUCGAGGGCCCCGGAGGUCAGACCAGCGGGAGAUGGUACGGAACAGACCAGUGGUGAGGCGCAAGACGCGCAAUCUACGCCAGCCGAUCAGCCAUGGAGUCCGGUUCGACGCGCUACAGGGGCUAUGGCUUCUAAGCCGCGAAGAACCCCGAACAAACAAUCGGCACAACCAAUGCUACAGCCUUCAGCAGGAAAUCUAGAGUUGAUGAAUCCAUUCAAAGGCCGUGCACUGAGGCGCUCUCCGCCUCCCGGCGAGCCCGUGUCAGAAGAGCCUGAAGUACAAGAAGCAGAAGGACGAGAAAUACAUGAGGAGCCCCAAGGACCGGAGGCAGAGGGGGAAGCAGAAGAACCAGAGGAACCAAUCCAACCCGAAGAGCAAGAAGAACAAGAACAAGAACUCCCCCCUACGCCGACACAGAAGGGGAUAUCCGACCCUGCCUCGGUCAACACCUCUCCUAUGGGAAUUCAUAAUACACCUACAAAACGCCCUAGAAGAAGUAGAGCGUUAGCUGAGAGAAUUAAGAGUUCUCCCCUCAAGCAACCGCCUCUCUUUCCCAAAGGACCUACCAAAGAAUCUUUGCGCGAGGAGUCCCCGUCCCGCGCAGUAGUAAAAUUAAGAACUCUAAGGGAACAACCGCAAAGGAACAAAAAAAGAAAAUCGCAUUCGGCUCGAAACGUUGAAGAGCCGGACCCAUUAGCUGAUAAGAAGACAUUACGAGAUUCGCUGCUCGCUGAAAUUGCUCACUUGAAAUCAGAUUUAGAACUUGCUACUCGUGAGAAUAAUCGCUUACAUCAGUUGCAACAAACAAGGCGGGGUAGUUCGAGGCUAGGAGGCCCAGAAGAUAAAGAUGGUCUUCUCGGUUUAUUACGUCGACACAUCCUACCACCUGAAAAGGAGGCGGCUCCCGAUCCAACACAAGACUGGCUUGAAGCAGCGUUAAAUCCAAUUUCAUUCCUCCCAUUUAGCAAAGCAGACUCUUCGCUUCCAAUCCUAUUUGCUUCGCAGCCAGAAAGGACUGAAAAAGAAGAGACCGAGAAACCUCCAGCCUCGCACCAUCCCAUCGCCAUGACAGCGGAUGAAGAAUUGCCUUAUCUCCAGGUCUUCACGCCCUUGACAUUUACUUCUACCGUGUCGAUAAUACCGCGAGACGAGUCUAUAUAUCCGGGGCCUCUUUCGCAAAAGCAUGUCGUCUCCGUCUCGUCUACGCCUCCCGGAUUAUUCGCCGCUAAGGUUGAAAUGACGGUCAAUACCAAAUCAUUGUCCAUCACCGAAUUGAGUGUACCUCGUAUCGAGCCAUCCGCAGUUUCCGAGCUGGGACCCUUCGUAGAAAAAGUUGUUCAUAGCCCAGGCACCAGCGCGCUGACGAGAAAUGUCAGCAUCAUCACCUGGGCUAUGAGCGAGUGGCUCCGUGUCGCGACGAGGAGAGCACAGUUCUGGUGCGCCGUCGAGAGAGACCUGGGAAGCAGUGAGGGCCUUAUGAAAUGUGCUACGGAGAUGCGAAAAGAUACGAGGAAAAGAGGCUUAGGUCGGCGAGCCGCGGCGGAUGGCAGCGAUGACGAGGAGGACGAGCAGGAACUGGGAACUAAGAAGGCACGCCUCACGAAAACCGAUUUACUUCCUCAAUUGGGUAGGACGAAUCUAGAUCUGGAAUUGUCUGACCCUACCGGCACGGAAGAGGUACCGAGUAUUCGCAUCCAGUGGCGUAUUGAGUUCGACUGGACGGGAGAGGCGCAGAGCAAGAUGGAGUUAUUGCUCAGGGUCCCGGCGAAAUGGCGUGGGCACGAUACGAGAGGUAGCUUGACGAGUAUACCAGGCAUGUUUGAUAAACUAAUCCGGGAGAACAAUGAUCCAAUGGAAGCCCUGAGAACGGUGGUCGCCUUACUAGUCGGCGAGGGGUGAACGCUUGACGCCUAUCCAGUAGGUAAAGAACAACAAUCAAAUGACGUUCUGCGAGUAAGUUGAGCCGUGAACUCAUGGCGGGCUACGUUUCAUGAGCAUAUGACGGGUCUUUAGGAUAGGGAGAGCAAUGCAUCGGACUUCGGACUUCGGACUUCGGAUUUUAUCUGGCAUCAUACAAGAUACCUACCUC